This is a messenger RNA of Hydra vulgaris (swiftwater hydra), 639 nucleotides long. Its product is annotated as glucosamine 6-phosphate N-acetyltransferase. Lineage: Eukaryota; Metazoa; Cnidaria; Hydrozoa; Anthoathecata; Hydridae. Gene Ontology annotation, molecular function: monosaccharide binding; glucosamine 6-phosphate N-acetyltransferase activity. Gene Ontology annotation, cellular component: endoplasmic reticulum; endoplasmic reticulum-Golgi intermediate compartment; Golgi apparatus. The record is from RefSeq and is a predicted model, not a curated record. Gene Ontology annotation, biological process: UDP-N-acetylglucosamine biosynthetic process.
AGCAUAUAUUUUUUUUAAAUCUUUGAUUUACUUAUUUCAAAGUUAAUUGUGCUAUAAAUAUGGCUAAUAUUGAUUACAUGGCUGAUGCUGAUUAUAUUUUUGAUAAAAGACUUCUUGAACGACUUGAUUAUAGCAAAAGUAUUACAACUGUUAAUCAUAAUAUUUCAUAUACUUAUCCUGGUAAGGAUUUGGUUUUGCGACCAUUACUCUGCAGCGAUUAUGAAAAGGGUUACAUGGACCUUCUUUCUCAGCUCACACAACCUGGAAUUGUAACAAAAAAAAUGUUUAAAGAACGCUUUGAUUCUAUGAAAAAAAUGAAAGAUGUUUAUCUAAUUGUUGUGGUUGAAGAUAUACAAAUGCAAAAAGUAGUUGGCUCAGCUACAUUGUUUAUUGAGAAUAUCUUAACUUCUCAAUUUAAACCAAUUAAAAUAGGUCGUAUUGAAGAUGUUGUUAUUCAUGACUCUCAGCGCGGAAAAUAUCUUGGUAAACUUUUAUGUGAGACAUUGGUUCUUCUUGGAAAACAAUUAAAAUGCGUUGAGAUAACACUUGAGUGUAAAGAUAAUUUAGUAAAAUUUUAUCGAAGUUUAGGUUUCGAACUUGAUAAAAUGCAUAAAUACAUGACCCUUAGGUACACAUAAA